AAAGCUUCAAGCUCCAGCUCGGCAUAGGUCGAAGGUUUCAGUGAAGCUUGGUCACACUGCCUCCUCGCAUUGACCUAUCUCUAUAACUGUCACCACCAUCACUUACCUCUACCAACCCGGCCAUGUCUUCCACCGACUUUGGCACCUCGAAUUUCAACCCGGAAAAUGUCAACUUGACCUCUGCCGACCCGCGAGACGUCAUCUGCGCGCUCGCCGCUUCCGGUAACGAAUACAACGGCAACCUCGGCGCCAGGAUAUCGGCCAUCUUUGUCAUCGGAUUCGUUUCCUCGUGUGCCACCUUCUUUCCCGUUGUCGCGAAGAAGAUCCCUCGUCUUCACAUCCCGCUUUAUGUCUACCUGUUCGCUCGCUACUUCGGUGCUGGUGUCAUCGUAGCCACGGCCUUUAUUCAUCUUUUGGACCCGGCGUACGGAGAGAUCGGUCCGCAAACAUGUGUCGGCAUGACUGGAGGUUGGGCCCAGUAUUCGUGGUGUCCAGCGAUAGUCCUAACCUCGGUGGUAAUCAUCUUCCUCUUCGACUUUGGCGCCGAGCGAUACGUCGAGGUGAAGUAUGGUGUGGACAGUGACGCAGACAUCCAGGAAGCCGUGACCGGACACGUCGAUCGACCUACCAGUGCAGCACAGGAGGAUAGAGCCCUCAGCAUCGCCGAAGUUCGCCGCGAACAUGAGGACCGACAACGCAAACCAUCCACCUUCGAGAAGAAGUACAUCGAGGACUAUGACUCGGAGGAAGGCGACAGCGAAGCUCGCCAGAUGGCUUUCCGUCAGCAAAUCGCCGCUUUCCUGAUCCUCGAAUUUGGUGUCAUCUUUCACUCCGUCGUCAUCGGUCUCAAUCUGGGUGUGGUGGGUGAUGAGUUCAGCACCUUGUACCCGGUCCUUGUGUUUCACCAGUCCUUCGAGGGUCUGGGUAUUGGGGCUAGAAUGUCGGCCAUCCCCUUCAAACCAGGCAGUAAAUUGCCAUGGAUUCUGUGCUCUGCAUAUGGUCUGACGACGCCGCUUGCCAUUGCUAUCGGGCUGGGUGUUAGGACCACAUACAACCCGAACUCGUUCACCGCCAAUGUUGUGUCUGGUGUCUUGGAUUCCAUGUCCGCCGGAAUAUUGAUUUACACGGGGUUGGUCGAGCUUUUGGCUAGAGACUUUUUGUUCAAUCCUAUGCGGACAAAGGAUAACAAGAGGUUGACUUUUAUGGUCAUUUGUGUUUUAUUGGGCACUGGUCUUAUGGCGUUGCUUGGAAAGUGGGCUUGAGCCAGCGGUCCUGAGAUGGUGUGAAUAAGAAAAGAGAUCCUGCCUCGCUCAUGGGUGUGUCGGCC
This is a messenger RNA of Exophiala viscosa, 1327 nucleotides long. Its product is annotated as Zinc/iron permease. Gene Ontology annotation, cellular component: plasma membrane. Gene Ontology annotation, molecular function: high-affinity zinc transmembrane transporter activity. The record is from RefSeq and is a predicted model, not a curated record. Bases 123 to 1262 code for a protein of 379 amino acids. Gene Ontology annotation, biological process: zinc ion import across plasma membrane. NCBI's taxonomy places the organism in Eukaryota, Fungi, Ascomycota, Eurotiomycetes, Chaetothyriales, Herpotrichiellaceae. The transcript has 2 exons.